GGGCGCAGGGCGGCCCCAUUUCCUCCUGGGAGCCGGACGGACGGGCGGGAGACAAAGCGGCGGCCGUCGGCUUGGCGCCUCCGGAGUCGUCCCGAGCUCUCUUCGCUCUCCCCCCCUCGCCCGCCGCAGAAAUGACUGCCGUCCACACUGGCAACAUAAACUUCAAAUGGGACCCCAAAAGUCUGGAGAUCAGGACUCUGGCUGUUGAAAGACUAUUGGAGCCUCUUGUUACACAGGUGACAACCCUGGUCAACACCAACAGUAAAGGACCCUCUAAUAAAAAGAGGGGUCGUUCUAAGAAGGCCCAUGUUUUGGCUGCAUCUGUUGAACAAGCAACUGAGAAUUUCUUGGAAAAGGGGGAUAAAAUUGCAAAAGAGAGUCAGUUUCUCAAGGAGGAGCUUGUGGCUGCUGUAGAAGAUGUUCGAAAACAAGGAGAUUUGAUGAGGAGUGCUGCGGGGGAGUUUGCUGAUGAUCCGUGCUCUUCUGUCAAGCGGGGCAACAUGGUCCGUGCAGCCCGGGCCCUGCUCUCUGCUGUUACCCGGCUGCUGAUUCUGGCUGACAUGGCAGAUGUCUACAAGUUACUUGUGCAGCUGAAAGUGGUGGAAGAUGGCAUUUUGAAACUGAGGAACGCUGGUAACGAGCAGGACUUGGGGAUACAGUACAAAGCUCUGAAGCCGGAGGUGGAUAAGCUGAAUAUCAUGGCCGCGAAAAGACAGCAGGAACUGAAAGACGUGGGCCACCGCGAUCAGAUGGCUGCGGCAAGAGGAAUCCUGCAGAAGAACGUUCCCAUCCUCUAUACUGCGUCCCAGGCAUGCCUGCAGCACCCUGAUGUUGCAGCUUAUAAAGCCAACCGGGACCUGAUAUACAAGCAGCUGCAGCAAGCCGUCACAGGCAUUUCUAAUGCAGCCCAGGCUACUGCACCAGACGAUGCCUCCCAGCACCAGGGUGGUGGUGGAGAGCUGGCGUAUGCUCUCAACAACUUUGAUAAACAAAUCAUUGUGGAUCCCCUGAGCUUCAGCGAGGAACGUUUUAGGCCUUCACUGGAGGAGCGUCUGGAAAGCAUUAUUAGCGGAGCCGCGCUGAUGGCUGACUCAUCCUGCACCCGUGAUGACCGGCGGGAACGCAUCGUGGCAGAGUGUAAUGCUGUCCGCCAGGCUCUACAGGACCUGCUCUCAGAGUACAUGGGCAAUGCUGGGCGUAAAGAAAGAAGCGACGCGCUCAAUUCAGCAAUAGAUAAAAUGACCAAGAAGACCAGGGACUUGCGCAGACAGCUUCGCAAAGCUGUCAUGGACCAUGUAUCAGAUUCUUUCCUGGAGACCAACGUCCCUCUUUUAGUACUGAUUGAAGCUGCAAAGAAUGGAAAUGAGAAGGAAGUUAAGGAGUAUGCCCAGGUUUUUCGUGAGCACGCCAACAAAUUGAUUGAGGUUGCCAACUUGGCCUGCUCGAUCUCCAACAAUGAAGAAGGUGUGAAGCUCGUCCGAAUGUCUGCAAGCCAGCUAGAGGCUCUCUGUCCUCAGGUCAUCAAUGCCGCAUUGGCCUUAGCAGCAAAGCCGCAGAGUAAACUGGCCCAAGAGAACAUGGAUCUUUUUAAAGAGCAAUGGGAAAAGCAAGUCCGUGUUCUCACAGACGCUGUUGACGACAUCACUUCCAUUGACGACUUCCUGGCUGUCUCAGAGAAUCACAUUUUGGAGGAUGUGAACAAGUGUGUCAUUGCUCUCCAAGAGAAAGACGUGGAUGGUCUAGACCGCACUGCUGGCGCCAUCCGAGGCCGGGCAGCUCGAGUCAUCCAUGUAGUCACCUCAGAGAUGGACAACUAUGAACCAGGAGUUUACACAGAGAAGGUUCUGGAAGCCACCAAGCUCCUCUCCAACACAGUCAUGCCUCGGUUCACUGAGCAGGUGGAAGCAGCUGUGGAAGCCCUCAGCUCAGACCCAGCCCAGCCGAUGGACGAGAAUGAGUUUAUCGAUGCCUCCCGACUGGUCUACGAUGGCAUCCGGGACAUCAGGAAAGCAGUGCUGAUGAUAAGGACUCCCGAGGAACUGGAUGACUCUGACUUUGAGACCGAAGAUUUUGACGUCAGAAGUAGGACGAGUGUCCAGACAGAGGACGACCAGCUGAUCGCUGGACAAAGUGCCCGGGCGAUCAUGGCUCAGCUUCCUCAGGAGCAAAAGGCAAAGAUUGCAGAACAGGUGGCCAGCUUCCAGGAAGAAAAGAGCAAACUGGACGCCGAGGUGUCCAAGUGGGACGACAGUGGCAACGACAUCAUCGUGCUGGCCAAGCAGAUGUGCAUGAUCAUGAUGGAGAUGACCGACUUCACCCGAGGCAAAGGACCACUCAAAAACACGUCAGAUGUUAUCAGUGCUGCCAAGAAGAUCGCUGAGGCGGGAUCCAGGAUGGAUAAGCUUGGCCGGACCAUCGCAGACCAUUGCCCAGACUCCGCCUGCAAGCAGGACCUGCUGGCCUACCUUCAGCGCAUCGCGCUCUACUGCCACCAGCUCAACAUCUGCAGUAAAGUCAAGGCCGAAGUGCAGAACCUUGGCGGGGAGCUUGUCGUCUCUGGGGUGGACAGCGCCAUGUCCCUGAUCCAGGCAGCCAAGAACUUGAUGAAUGCUGUAGUGCAGACGGUGAAGGCCUCCUAUGUGGCUUCCACCAAGUACCAGAAGUCACAGGGGAUGGCGUCCCUCAACCUCCCCGCUGUGUCGUGGAAGAUGAAGGCGCCUGAGAAGAAGCCCUUGGUGAAGAGGGAGAAGCAGGAUGAGACGCAGACUAAGAUUAAGCGAGCCUCGCAGAAGAAGCACGUGAGCCCCGUGCAGGCCCUCAGCGAGUUCAAAGCCAUGGACAGCAUCUGAGCCGCUCUGCCCGUGGGGUCUGCAGAUGCUCCCCUCAGAUGUGUUUGCUAAGUAGAGAACACUUAGAUUCCACAGGGAGGGAGCACAUUUCCAACCCAACCAGGUGGUGAAUUUUGCAAGGAUAUGUUUCUGUUAGAACUGGCUUAAAAAAAACAAACAAAAAAGCUUUAGAAUUCAGAAGUAUAUUUCUAGCUAUAUUUUUAUAAGCUUAAAUGACAAUAAAAGUUCCAUAACCAAAGAGUACCACAUUAACUUACUUCUUAGUCACAUUUCAGAGUAGGAUGAGGUGUUUGCUUUCUAGGCAGGGGUGAGUUGGAGGGGAGAGGUUGCCCUCAGCCCUGCCAUCGGGCAGUGUGGGAUUAAAUGACCAAGGGUGACCCAGCGUAAGCCACUGUGUACCCUGAGAAACAGUCUGGGGAAGGAGCCUCUGAAGACUAAACCAUAGGAAACAGUAAGACAUGAUGCAUUGCACAGGAAACUGAUUGCUUUCUUUAUGAAACAGAGUGGGUUAUAAUGCAUGGCUACAGUUACUAAUGUGCUCUGCUGCAGGACAUUAAUAGAGUUGCUUUUCCAGGCUAGAAAGAUGUGAUGCCAUAAUGGGAGCACGCUUCCCCCGUUACCCCAGCAUCAAGUGCAGACUCAUCAUCACGCUUACUUCUGAUAACCUCAGCGUUCCCUGCCUGACAGAAUAGUGUUUGCUUAGCAAUAAUAACUUAGACUCCACCUUAUUUGUGAUUACUAUGGCAAUUAUCAUAACUAUGAGGUAAAGAUUCUACUGUCUUAUUUAAAUUUUAUGAAUCCAACUUUUUUACACUAAUUUUCCCAAUAAAGUCCACUAUGAAACCAA
Messenger RNA from Mesocricetus auratus (golden hamster), 3696 nucleotides. RefSeq names its product catenin alpha 1 (gene Ctnna1). The transcript is spliced from 18 exons. The record is from RefSeq and is a predicted model, not a curated record. Lineage: Eukaryota; Metazoa; Chordata; Mammalia; Rodentia; Cricetidae. Gene Ontology annotation, cellular component: adherens junction; catenin complex; actin cytoskeleton. The coding region runs from base 132 to 2849 and encodes 905 amino acids. Gene Ontology annotation, biological process: cell-cell adhesion; cell migration. Gene Ontology annotation, molecular function: beta-catenin binding; structural molecule activity; cadherin binding.